AAACUUAAUAAUCAGUUUACAAAAUCGAAUUACUUCUAGUUAUUUUUGUUUUUUAACGUUGGUAACUGCUAAAACUCCACUGCGUGGCAGGUCUUGCUUCCUCUCUCCUCUCUCUGCCUUUCACGGGAGUGCGCCAUAACUGGCGUAUCGUAUUUUUGUUGUGCUAAGAAAAAUCCAUAAUCAUCCAAGAUGGUUAACUUUACCGUAGACGAGAUCCGUAACAUGAUGGACAAAAAGAAGAACAUCCGUAACAUGUCCGUCAUUGCUCAUGUAGAUCACGGAAAAUCGACCCUUACAGACUCCCUUGUAUCCAAAGCCGGUAUCAUUGCUGGAGCCAAGGCUGGAGAAACCCGUUUCACUGACACCCGUAAGGAUGAGCAAGAACGUUGCAUUACCAUCAAAUCAACUGCCAUCUCCAUGUUCUUCGAGUUGGAAGACAAAGAUCUUGUCUUCAUCACCAACCCCGAGCAGCGCGAAAAGGAAAACAAAGGUUUCUUGAUCAACCUGAUCGACUCGCCCGGUCACGUAGAUUUCUCCUCGGAAGUGACCGCCGCUCUCCGUGUCACCGACGGCGCCCUCGUCGUGGUCGACUGCGUAUCCGGCGUGUGCGUGCAAACCGAAACGGUUCUGCGUCAAGCCAUCGCCGAGCGCAUAAAACCCAUCCUGUUCAUGAACAAGAUGGACCGCGCUCUGCUCGAGUUGCAACUAGAAGCCGAAGAGCUGUACCAGACGUUCCAACGUAUUGUUGAAAACGUUAACGUUAUAAUCGCGACCUACAACGACGACGGCGGCCCGAUGGGCGAGGUGCGCGUCGACCCGAGCAAGGGUUCCGUCGGUUUCGGGUCGGGUCUGCACGGUUGGGCGUUCACCUUGAAACAGUUCGCCGAGAUGUACUCCGAGAAGUUCAAGAUCGACGUGGUCAAGCUGAUGAACCGCUUGUGGGGAGAGAACUUCUUCAACGGCAAGACCAAGAAGUGGGCCAAGCAGAAGGAGGCCGACAACAAGCGCUCGUUCUGCAUGUACAUCUUGGACCCCAUCUACAAGAUCUUCGACUCCAUCAUGAACUACAAGAAAGACGAUUACGAAGCGCUCCUGCCCAAACUGGGCAUCACGUUGAAGCACGAGGACAAAGACAAGGACGGCAAGCAGCUGUUGAAGGUUGUUAUGCGCACCUGGCUGCCGGCCGGCGAAGCUUUACUGCAGAUGAUAGCCAUCCACCUGCCGUCGCCUGUUACCGCGCAGAAGUACAGGAUGGAGAUGCUGUACGAGGGCCCGCACGACGACGAGGCCGCCAUGGGCAUCAAGAACUGCGACCCGAACGCGCCGCUCAUGAUGUACAUCUCGAAGAUGGUGCCCACCUCCGACAAGGGACGUUUCUACGCUUUCGGUCGCGUGUUCUCCGGAAAGGUUGCCACCGGCAUGAAGGCUCGCAUCAUGGGGCCAAACUACACGCCCGGCAAGAAGGAGGAUCUCUACGAGAAGGCCAUCCAACGUACCAUCCUCAUGAUGGGACGUUACGUCGAGGCGAUCGAGGACGUGCCCUCCGGCAACAUCUGCGGUCUCGUCGGCGUCGAUCAGUUCUUGGUCAAAACCGGAACCAUCACCACGUUUAAGGAUGCUCACAACUUGAAGGUCAUGAAGUUCAGCGUGUCGCCGGUAGUGCGCGUCGCUGUCGAGCCCAAGAACCCUGCCGACCUGCCCAAACUAGUAGAAGGUCUGAAACGUUUGGCGAAAUCCGACCCUAUGGUGCAGUGCAUCAUCGAAGAGUCUGGCGAGCACAUCAUCGCCGGCGCCGGCGAGCUUCACUUGGAAAUUUGCCUGAAAGAUUUGGAGGACGACCACGCGUGCAUCCCCAUCAAAAAAUCCGACCCGGUCGUCUCUUACAGGGAAACCGUCAGCGAGGAAUCCGACCAGAUGUGUCUGUCGAAAUCGCCCAACAAGCACAACAGGCUGUUCAUGAAGGCGCAGCCGAUGCCUGACGGCCUGGCCGAGGACAUCGACGACGGCAACGUGAACCCGCGCGACGACUUCAAAUCGCGCGCGCGCUACUUGGGCGAGAAGUACGAGUACGACGUGACCGAGGCGCGUAAGAUCUGGUGCUUCGGGCCGGACGGCACCGGGCCCAACUUGCUGAUGGACUGCACCAAGGGGGUGCAGUACCUGAACGAGAUCAAGGACUCGGUCGUGGCCGGGUUCCAGUGGGCCACCAAGGAGGGCGUUCUCUCCGAAGAGAACUUGCGUGGUGUCCGCUUCAACAUCUACGACGUCACCUUGCACGCCGACGCCAUCCAUCGCGGAGGCGGUCAGAUCAUUCCCACCACGCGUCGUUGCCUCUACGCGUGUCUGCUGACCGCUCAGCCCAGGCUCAUGGAGCCCGUCUACCAAUGCGAAAUCCAAUGUCCCGAGGUCGCCGUGGGCGGUAUCUACGGAGUGUUGAACAGAAGACGUGGUCACGUGUUCGAGGAAAUGCAAGUGGCCGGCACGCCCAUGUUCGUGGUGAAGGCGUACUUGCCCGUAAACGAGUCGUUCGGUUUCACCGCCGAUCUCCGUUCCAACACCGGCGGACAAGCUUUCCCCGCAGUGCGUGUUCGACCAUUGGCAAGUCCUGCCCGGUGACCCCACCGAACCGGGAACCAGACCAUACGGAGUCGUACAAGACACACGUAAAAGGAAGGGUCUCAAAGAGGGUCUCCCAGACCUCCAAUCAUACCUGGACAAAAUGUAAACAACACUUCAAGUGGGGCUAGGGAAUAGGUUUUGUACAGAUUUAUUUAAGAAUUAUAAUCAAUUUAAAUUUAUUUCAUAAUAAAAAAUUAUAUGCUAAUGUAAUUUUUUGUACUACUACUACUAUUGAAAAGCAGGAUGUUUAUUAAUUUAAUCCUUAGCUAAUAUGAAUCUGUUAAAACUUUUUUUUAAAUUGUUAUCGCUAAAAUGCAUAAAUCUGUAUACAUCUUACAGAAGAAAAAGUAAAUUAUAUUACACAACCAAGAAUUUAGUUUUAAUAACGUAUUCCAUAUACAAAUUUAUUUAUUACCUGAUAUAUACAUAUACCUUCAUGAUAAGUGGGUUCAUUGAACAUUAAUUUGUUUUUAUUUUUUUAGUUAGUACUGAUUAUUAUAUUAUAAGCAAUAUCUGUCUCUGAUUUUUGUUAUAUGUAAUAAAAAGGUAAUUUUAUUUAU
Brassicogethes aeneus is the source of this 3179-nucleotide messenger RNA. Lineage: Eukaryota; Metazoa; Arthropoda; Insecta; Coleoptera; Nitidulidae. The record is from the annotation of a GenBank genome assembly.